Penicillium diatomitis is the source of this 1689-nucleotide messenger RNA. RefSeq names its product chaperonin-containing T-complex subunit CCT7. Gene Ontology annotation, biological process: protein folding. Gene Ontology annotation, cellular component: chaperonin-containing T-complex. The transcript has 6 exons. The record is from RefSeq and is a predicted model, not a curated record. The coding region runs from base 1 to 1689 and encodes 562 amino acids. Gene Ontology annotation, molecular function: ATP-dependent protein folding chaperone; ATP hydrolysis activity; ATP binding. Lineage: Eukaryota; Fungi; Ascomycota; Eurotiomycetes; Eurotiales; Aspergillaceae.
AUGGCCUUCAACGGCCAAACACCAACGAUUGUCGUGCUGAAGGAAGGCACCGACGCUUCUCAGGGCAAGGGCCAGAUCAUCUCCAAUAUCAACGCUUGCGUUGCUGUGCAAUCUACAGUCAAGAGCACUUUGGGUCCCUAUGGCGGUGACCUCCUGCUUGUGGAUAGCAAUGGCAAACAGACGAUUACCAACGAUGGCGCAACCGUCAUGAAGUUGCUCGACAUCGUACACCCCGCCGCCCGCAUUCUUACAGACAUUGCCCGAUCUCAAGACGCCGAGGUUGGUGAUGGAACAACCUCCGUGGUUGUCCUCGCCGGUGAGAUUCUCAAGGAGGUUCGUGACUUGGUCGAGCAGGGCGUCAGCUCGCAGACCAUCAUCAAGGGUCUUCGGCGCGCAGGUUCCAUGGCCGUGAACAAGGUCAAGGAGAUCGCGGUGGAUAUACUGGACUCGGCAGGAAGCGAGGAGAAGAAGAUUGAGACUCUCCGACGAUUGGCGGCGACCGCGAUGAACAGCAAGCUGAUCAAGCGCAACUCGGAUUUCUUCACAAAGAUGGUCGUGGAUGCAGUCCUCUCAUUGGACCAGGAUGAUCUGAAUGAGAAGUUGAUUGGCGUGAAGAAGGUUACCGGUGGUGGUCUGCAGGACUCUCUCUUCGUGAACGGUGUGGCGUUCAAGAAGACAUUCUCUUACGCUGGAUUUGAGCAGCAGCCCAAGUACUUCAAGGACCCAAAGAUUGUGUGUCUUAAUGUGGAGCUGGAGCUGAAGAGCGAGAAAGACAAUGCGGAAGUUCGCGUUGAGCAAGUUUCGGAAUACCAGGCUAUCGUCGAUGCCGAGUGGAAGAUCAUUUUCAACAAGCUGGAAGCUAUCUACAAGACUGGAGCCAAGGUCGUUCUGAGCAAGCUGCCCAUUGGUGAUCUUGCUACCCAAUACUUUGCGGACCGCGACAUCUUCUGUGCUGGCCGUGUGGCUUCUGACGAUAUGGACCGUGUCUGCCAGGCCACUGGUGCUGCUACCCAAUCCACUUGCAGUGACAUCCAGGAUCGUCACCUCGGUACUUGUGGUGCAUUCGAGGAGCGUCAGAUUGGUGGAGAGCGCUUCAAUUUGUUCUCCGAGUGCCCGGCUGCUAAGACGUGUACUCUUAUCCUGCGUGGUGGUGCUGAGCAGUUCAUCGCCGAGGUUGACCGAAGUCUGCACGACGCGAUCAUGAUUGUGAAGCGUGCUCUGCGCAACACCACGAUCGUUGCCGGCGGUGGCGCGACCGAGAUGGAGUUGUCAAGCUAUCUGCAUGGCUAUGCUGAUCGCAAUGUACCUCACAAGCAGCAGGCCGUCGUCAAGGCCUUCGCUAAGGCCCUCGAGGUCAUUCCCCGCCAGCUUUGCGACAACGCUGGCUUCGAUGCUACAGAUAUCCUCAACCGGUUGCGUGUGGAGCACCGAAAGAACAAUCUCUGGGCUGGUGUGGACUUUGACAACGAGGGCGUUCGGGACAACAUGGCCGCCUUUGUUUGGGAGCCUAGCUUGGUCAAGGUCAAUGCGAUCCAAGCCGCCGUGGAGGCUGCUUGCUUGAUUCUGAGCGUGGACGAGACGAUCAAGAACGAGGAGUCUGCUCAGCCCGGUGCUCCCGCCGGAGGUCUUCCUCCCGGCGCCGCCCAGCGCGCUCUCCGUGGUCGUGGUCGCGGAAUGCCUCGUCGUUAG